AUGAACGGGUCUGAAAACCAAGAAGAAUCGUACUCAAUGUACCCAAAGACUUCGUCUCCUCCCCCAAUGCCUCAUGUCAAUAUGCAAUUUCCUAUAUACCAGAACCCGGUUCCAAUGUACAAUUAUCAAACUCCAUAUAUGUAUGCUCAACCAAAUUAUAAUUACAAGAUGAUGAACCCUAAUCAACCUCAUAACCAAAUGGGGUACCAACCUAAUAUACCACAAGGAAAUAUGGGUUCCAAAAAGAAAUGGAAUAAUAACAAUAGCAGCAAUAGCAACAACAGUAAUGGUGCCAGUAGUACAAGUACAGGUAUUACAGGAACUAUGAAUCCUGCUAAAUCUCAACCAUACUACCCCAAUCAAAGCCAAAGUUUCUACGGUCAAUCUGCAAGCAGUAGCAAUAAUAGUAACAAUAGCCAAACUAGAAAUAGUAGAUCUAGUUCUGUCAAUCACGAUCCUUUUAAAUUUGACGUUUCUAAAUUAGAUGUUGCAAAGAUUUCAGAAACAUGUAAGAAGUUUCCAUUAUACAUUAACACCACAGCUUCUGAAUUUAAUGAAGCAAGAAAUAAAAGAUUAAGUGUUAAAUCUAACGAUGUCAAUGAUGACACUGAACCACAGGAAACUACCACAAAUACUAAAGCAAGUGAACCUUCUAUCCCAAAGGAAACUAUUGAAAAGACACAGACUUCACAACCUGAACUAGCGAAACCUAUCGAGGCACCUACAGAGACUAAAGUUGAAGUUGUUUCAACUACAACACAAGAAAACAAAAAGAAAUCAAAGGACUCUGAAGGUAAGAAGAAGGAAAAAGAAAACCGUCACAAGAAAGAGGAAGAAACAAAGAAAAUUGCAAGUACCACUUCAACAACUAGCAUUACCUCUGUAGCAAGUGACGAUACUACAGUUACGUCAUCUCCAAUAUCUACAACAAACUCAACCGCCACUUUAACCCCUGCUGUGGAGACUCCAGCUCCUAAAUCUUGGUCUGCGAUCGCAUCAUCUGCGGGCGCAAAAGUUAAAUCAGCUAGUAGUAGUAAGACUGCCUCCCCACAUACGCAUUCUAGAACUACCUCAAUAAUAUCUGCAUCUUCAACUAGACCUAAGAAAGACAAGAAAUAUAUCCCACCAACGACGAAAGGUGCAGAACCAAUUGGAUCGAUAGCUCUAAGGGCUUGUUUCGAUCCUGAUUAUGUUGGUUACGUUCUUAAGAAACACGGUCCAACCGGCGAAAAUGAUUUACCUCUGAAGACCAUUAUUCCAAGAGGUAUUAUCAACACAGCUAAUAUCUGUUUCAUGAGUUCAGUGCUCCAAGUGUUACUAUAUUGCAGACCAUUCAUUGAUAUUUUAAACGUAUUAAGUACUAGAAAUCCAAACUCUAGAGUUAGCUCGUGUUCCACAAAACUGUGGGAUGCAUGUAUCAACUUGUUUACAUCAUUUGAUAAAGAAUCAUUUGAUAAAGGUAAAGAGUCUCCAGUAUCAGGUCAAAGUAAUUCCAAAAAGAAUAGUAGGGAAGGAACACCGCGUUCGCAACAAGAAAAGACUGACUUUGCUUCAGUAGCGGAUGCAAUCAAACCUGAUGAAUUCUACAAGAGUCUGUCAACUAUUCCGAAAUUUAAAGACUUACGUUGGGGUCACCAAGAAGAUGCCGAAGAAUUUUUGACACAAAUGUUAGAUCAAUUACACGAAGAAUUAAUUACAGCUAUAAACAACCUUACAGAAAAUGAGAUUCAAAAUAUUUUACAAAGUAUUAACGACGAAGAAUUGAAGAUUUAUAUUAUUAGAAAUCUUGGCCGCUACAAGAAUGCUCAAUUCAUGAAAAGUGCAACCGGUCAACUUCCCGCUUUGAUUGAAAGAUACGAUGAGGCUGAUGAUAAUGAUGACGAAAAUGGCUGGCACGAAGUUAGCGGUACGAGUAAAAAGGGAAAGAAGAACAAGACUGCGGCUAAGAGAACUGUUGAAAUCACACCAUCUCCUAUCUCUAAUUUGUUUGGUGGUCAAUUCCGUUCUGUUUUAGAUAUCCCAAACAACAAAGAAUCACAAUCUAUUACACUCGACCCAUUCCAAACAAUUCAAUUGGAUAUUUCUGACCCAGAAGUUAAUGACUUACAAUCUGCAUUCAAAAAAUUUAGUGAGUACGAAAUGAUUCCUUUUAGAUCAUCUAGUGGUAGCGAUGUUGAGGCUAAAAAACAAACUUUCAUUGAUAAAUUACCAGAAGUUUUAUUGAUUCAAUUGAAGAGAUUUUCAUUCAUAAACAAUACCGAAAAGGAUAAUUCCAUGACUAAUUACAAUGCUUAUAGUGGACGUAUUGAAAAAAUUCGUAAAAAGAUUGCGUACCAACACGAAUUGAUUAUUCCGGCCGACUCUGUUUCUUCACCAACAUUAAAACAACAUGAAGAGAAUAGACAGUAUGGCCUAUCUGGUGUUAUUUAUCAUCAUGGUAUGAGUUCUGAUGGUGGGCAUUACACUGCCGAUGUAUACCAUAAGACUAACAAUAAGUGGUAUAGGAUUGAUGAUGUUAGUAUCACUGAAUUGAAGAAAGAGGAUGUCUUAACAGUCGGUGAUAGUGGGUCUGAUCCAAGAACUGCAUAUAUUCUAAUGUACCAAAAAUUAUAA
Messenger RNA from Maudiozyma saulgeensis, 2613 nucleotides. The record is from the annotation of a GenBank genome assembly. NCBI's taxonomy places the organism in Eukaryota, Fungi, Ascomycota, Saccharomycetes, Saccharomycetales, Saccharomycetaceae.